Molecule: messenger RNA, 1441 nt
Organism: Sus scrofa (pig)
Lineage: Eukaryota; Metazoa; Chordata; Mammalia; Artiodactyla; Suidae
Gene: ADH1C
Product: alcohol dehydrogenase 1C (class I), gamma polypeptide
Biological process (GO): retinol metabolic process; retinoic acid metabolic process
Cellular component (GO): cytosol
Molecular function (GO): all-trans-retinol dehydrogenase (NAD+) activity; zinc ion binding
Source: RefSeq, marked validated
GUACUUGAGCAGAGGAGAAUCUGCAAGAAUUCACAUCUCCUGGCCUGCAGAGAAAGCAGAAACAUGAGCACAGCAGGAAAAGUAAUAAAAUGCAAAGCAGCUGUGCUAUGGGAGCUCGAGAAACCAUUUUCCAUUGAGGAGGUGGAGGUCGCACCCCCGAAGGCCUAUGAAGUUCGUAUUAAGAUGGUGGCCACAGGAAUCUGUCGCUCAGAUGACCAUGUGGUUCGUGGAUCCUUGGUCACACCUCUUCCUAUGAUCCUAGGUCAUGAGGCGGCUGGCAUUGUGGAGAGCAUUGGUGAGGGGGUGACUACGGUAAAACCAGGUGAUAAAGUCAUCCCACUCUUUGUUCCCCAGUGUGGAAAGUGCAGUGUUUGUAAACACCCUGAAGCCAACAUUUGCUGCAAAAAUGAUCUGACUAAUCCUCGGGGGACCCUUAGUGAUGGUACCAGCAGGUUCACCUGCAAAGGGAAGCCCAUCUUGCAGUUUCUCGGCACCAGCACCUUCACCCAGUACACAGUGGUGGAUGAGAUGUCAGUGGCCAAGAUCGAUGCAGCCUCACCACUGGAGAAAGUCUGUCUGAUUGGCUGUGGAUUUUCUACUGGUUAUGGGUCUGCAAUCAAAGUUGCCAAGGUCACCCAGGGCUCCACCUGUGCCGUGUUCGGCCUCGGAGGAGUCGGCCUGUCUGUUGUCAUGGGCUGUAAAGCAGCUGGAGCAGCCAGGAUCAUUGGAGUGGACAUCAACAAAGACAAAUUUGCAAAAGCCAAAGAGGUGGGUGCCACCGAGUGCAUCAACCCUCAGGACUAUGAGAAACCUAUCCAGGAGGUGCUACAGGAAAUGAGCGGUGGAGGCGUGGAUUUUUCAUUUGAAGUCAUUGGGAGGAUUGACACUAUGAUUUCUGCCUUGCUGUGCUGUCAAAAAGCAUACGGCGUAAGCGUCAUUGUAGGAGUACCUCCUAAUUCUCAAAAUAUCUCUAUAAACCCCAUGUUGCUAUUGAAUGGACGCACCUGGAAAGGAGCUAUUUUUGGUGGCUUUAAAAGUAAAGAUUCUGUCCCCAAACUUGUGGCUGAUUUUAUGGCUAAGAAGUUUUCACUGGAUUCAUUAAUAACCCAUGUUUUACCCUUUGAAAAAAUCAAUGAAGGAUUUGAACUGCUUCGCUCAGGAAAGAGUAUCCGUACUAUCCUGACAUUUUGAGACCAUACACAUGCCUGCACUUGUAGCAGGCUUCUGGCUUCUCCAUCAUCCAAAACAUCAGCCAAACAUCAUCAAUGAUUCUGUUCUUUUUAUUCUGUGCUACCAGUAUAUCACAUAUGGGAAUUUUCCAAAGGAAAAAGAAAUGGAUGUGAAAUCAUUUGUCAAGCAAAUGUUUAAAAUUCAAGUGGAAGCUAGAGGAACAAUCAUCUGGGUAACUGAGUCCAAUAAACUUUCCUUCUUAAUCAUUCUA